Molecule: messenger RNA, 628 nt
Organism: Agrilus planipennis (emerald ash borer)
Lineage: Eukaryota; Metazoa; Arthropoda; Insecta; Coleoptera; Buprestidae
Product: rho GDP-dissociation inhibitor 2-like
Exons: 3
Coding region: 176-613 (145 amino acids)
Biological process (GO): Rho protein signal transduction
Cellular component (GO): cytoplasm; cytosol; membrane
Molecular function (GO): Rho GDP-dissociation inhibitor activity; protein binding
Source: RefSeq, a predicted model, not a curated record
ACCCAAAAACACAAAACCAUGACAGAAACACACCCACCCGCUGCGUUGAAUAGUUUGUGGAUUAAGUUUAUGGCAUACUAAAUUCUGGAUUUAGUCAAAAAAGUUUCUGAUUAUAUUAUAUAAGUUUCUGUUUAAAUUAGGUUUUAAAUAUUUUUUGUAUAGAUAACCAAUAGUAAUGUCCGAAAGCGAAGUUCACACACCUGAAGAUAUCGAACACGAAAUUGAAACAAACUAUAAACCACCCCCAGAAAAGACCAUUGAAGAAAUCCUUGCAGCAGAUCAAGAAGAUGAGAGUCUUAGGAAGUAUAAAGAAGCUUUGUUGGGAGAGGCACAAUCAGGAAAAAUUGUUGUAGAGCCAGAUGAUCCUAGAAAAGUUAUUGUCAAAAAGUUAGUGCUUGUGGUAGCAGGCAGACCUGAAGUGUCCUUAGAUCUUACUGGUGACUUAUCAAAGCUCAAAAAGGAAACAUUUACUAUAAAAGAAGGGGUAUCAUACAGAAUUCGCAUUGAAUUUAUUGUUCAAAGGGAAAUUGUUCAUGGAUUGAAGUAUGUACAGAAGACCUACAGAAUGGGUGUACCAGGUCAGUGUAAACAUUUAUCUUUUGUACUCUUAUAAUUUUUAAUUAUAUGU